Molecule: messenger RNA, 1698 nt
Organism: Gavialis gangeticus (Gharial)
Lineage: Eukaryota; Metazoa; Chordata; Crocodylia; Gavialidae
Gene: AGMAT
Product: agmatinase
Exons: 7
Coding region: 121-1317 (398 amino acids)
Molecular function (GO): agmatinase activity; metal ion binding
Source: RefSeq, a predicted model, not a curated record
GCUGUGCCUACUGCCCCGGCCAGGAAUCUGCCUCCCACGCUGAGAGAGGGCAGCUGUGGCCGUGUCUCUGUCUCUGUCUCUGUCUCUGUCUCUGCUCUGCCUGGGAGCGAGGAGUGCAGCAUGGAGCACCUCUUCUCCCUGAGUCGCAGCAAGCUGCUCCCCAGGGUGCUUUGCAAAGAGGGGCUCGGCACCCGGACCUUCACGGGCACUUGUCUGGCCAAGCCCCAGCCGCCUGCGCUCGCCAGCAGUGCAGCUCGCCCCUGCGCGGGGGUCAGGACCCACCUGGCAGCUCCUGGCUCCAAGCCCGGCUUCCCCUGGGGGGUCUUUCCUCUGCUGCUGGGGCGCUCUGUGCCUCGCCGCUUGCUCUCCGACUCCAGGUUCAACAUCCCUCCCAGCGCAGAGUCGGUGGCCAGGCCUGUGGGGGUCUGCUCCAUGCUGAAGCUGCCUGUGCAGGUGUCUGCGGAGGGGCUGGACGCAGCUUUCGUUGGGGUCCCUCUUGACACGGGAACUUCCAACCGUCCUGGUGCGAGGUUUGGCCCGCGCCACAUCCGAGCCGAGUCGGUGAUGGUGAGGAGGUACAACCCUAGCACCCGGGCAGCGCCCUUCCACUCCCUCAUGGUCGCUGACCUUGGCGAUGUGAACGUGAACCUCUACAACUUGCAGGACAGCUGCCGGCAAAUCCGAGAGGCCUUUCGGAAGAUUGUGGCCACGGGCUGCAUUCCCCUUGUGCUGGGUGGAGAUCACACGAUAACGUACCCUAUCCUGCAGGCUGUCUCAGAAAAGCAUGGGCCGGUGGGGCUGGUGCACGUGGAUGCUCACACCGACACGGGAGAUAAGGCGCUGGGGGAGAAGAUCUACCACGGGACGCCAUUCCGACGCUGUGUGGACGAGGGGCUCCUGGAUUGCAAGCGUGUGGUUCAGAUUGGAAUUCGAGGCUCCUCAUAUACCCCCGAUCCCUACAAAUACAGCCGGGACCAGGGCUUCCGGGUGGUCCUGGCUGAGGACUGCUGGAUGAAGUCUUUGGUACCACUGAUGGGAGAAGUGAGGAAGCAGAUGGGAGACAAGCCCAUUUACAUCAGCUUUGAUAUCGAUGGCUUAGACCCCGCCUUUGCCCCUGGGACCGGGACACCUGAAAUUGCUGGGCUCACACCUGCUCAGGCUUUGGAGAUCAUCCGCGGCUGCAAAGGACUGAAUAUAGUGGGAUGUGACCUCGUUGAAGUUGCUCCAAUCUAUGAUGCUUCUGGGAACACGGCCCUCAUGGGUGCGAACCUGCUGUUUGAAAUGCUGUGUGCUCUCCCCCAAGUGAAAACUGCGUAAGCCCUCCUAUGGCAGGCUCCAGCUCAUGCUAAUGACAUUACUGACACUCAGGACCUACCACUGUAAUAUAUUAGCACGGCAGCGACCAAGUCACCUUCACUUUACCACAGCCUUCCCCAGCAAAGACUCUGUUUUUAUUAUGUUAAGGAAGCCUGAAGGGAACAACCUUGAUCUGUUUUGCUGCUCCUUUUUUGCCCUUCUUCCCCCUGUGCAGUUAAUGCAGAGCCUUUCAGUAGAGAAUAAAUGUCAUUCCUCACUGAAUAAAGCAACUCCAAGCUCCUUAUUUGUGUUAUGCAAGCAGAUGGGAUUGGCCAGUCCAUUUGAAGGACCUUGGUGGGACAGGCCUGUGGAUGCUUCAUUGUAAUAAAAUAGCUAGCAGCA